This is a messenger RNA of Necator americanus (New World hookworm), 714 nucleotides long. RefSeq lists its product as uncharacterized. Lineage: Eukaryota; Metazoa; Nematoda; Chromadorea; Rhabditida; Ancylostomatidae. The record is from RefSeq and is a predicted model, not a curated record. The transcript has 7 exons. Bases 1 to 714 code for a protein of 237 amino acids.
AUGGGUGGUGCCAACAAGGGUUUCACCACAUCCCUAGGCGCUACGCUCCAGUGGAGCGCCUCGAAAGAAGCCGCGUACACAAUUGCCAAAGGCUUCCGUGGUCAGCUGACGGAAUGUGGCGGGUUUCAUGUUAACGUAGUCACUGCGCGCCCCGGAGAUGAAGCCGCUGGGAGCGGAAUUAAUGAUUCAAUGUUCGGUGUUGGUCAAAAGAAAAUUCUAAGCACCACCCAUCCCUAUCUUAGGAUUCAUUCAAGCAAAGGAUGCAGUGUUCCCCUCAAGACGCUCCUGCCACCGUUCUCUAUUCUCCCCAUAGGCUCAAAAACGUUGUCAGCAACGCUGAGAAGAAAGCAGGUAUCAGCGGAGAGCGAAAAUGAUGCGAAACGCAGAAUAAUUAUUUGGUGUGGUUGUGUCCAAGCAUUAUGCAUGGAGUUGAUGCAAGGACAGAGCAGUGCUAGAAAAUGCGCUCCAGAAGUUGAACUGGAGGCGCUAAUGGAGUAUUUGCAUGCUUGUCUACGUGCCAAAAAAGUUCCACCUUGGGCUAUAUGGGUGUUUGCUGCAUGUUUCAUGCUUAUUGUUGCCGUCCUACUACUAGAUUACUGCGUUAUUCGUCGGAAUGCGCUGGGGAACACGUGCUGUUCACGUGCUCGUCCGAAACGUGGCACAGGAUAUUUUAUUCAUCAGAAGCGUACCACUAAUAUGCUUCUCAAUGUAUAG